Beta vulgaris subsp. vulgaris (sugar beet) is the source of this 2267-nucleotide messenger RNA. RefSeq names its product putative pentatricopeptide repeat-containing protein At1g12700, mitochondrial. The coding region runs from base 139 to 1953 and encodes 604 amino acids. Lineage: Eukaryota; Viridiplantae; Streptophyta; Magnoliopsida; Caryophyllales; Amaranthaceae. Gene Ontology annotation, molecular function: protein binding. The record is from RefSeq and is a predicted model, not a curated record. The transcript has a single exon.
GGAGGUUGAGUCACACACAAUGUAUUCUCUCUUUCCUCACUUUUAGUUGCGGUCUCCAGUCACUCCACUUCUCCACUCUCAUUGUUGAGUUUCAGUAGUCAGUACUGCAUUUCAUUUUCAUUUGUGGCGAAGACGACAAUGAGGCUGAGUCGUCCAUUAAUUGGUAAUAGCUCUCUCUCUUCUUCUUCUUAUUCCCUUUCCCCUUUCUUUUCUGCUUUUCAUUUUCAAUUUCAUUUACGCAAUUAUUACUCCAUUGCAACUCAUGAACAUCGUAAGUUGUUUCUUCAAUCCGUUAGAGAACACUGCAAAUUAGGGUUUUCAAAUCUCAAUUUCCCCCUUUCUCUCUUUCAUCAAAUGAUCUCUUUGCGUCCUCUCCCUUCUAUUAUUGAUUUCACUCAACUCUUCACUGCCAUUUCUAAAUUGAAACGCCUUCACCCUCACUCCACCCUUAUCUCUCUACUUAGAAACCUUGAAUUGUCAGGUAUUCGACCCGAUAGGCACUCUAUUGGUAUUCUCGCCAAUUGUUACUGUCAUUUGGGCCGUCUAGAUUUCGGCCUCUCUCUUAUGGGAAAAUGCCUCAAACUUGGAUAUCCCCCCAACUGCUAUACCUUUAACACCUUAAUCAAUGGCUUUAUCCACUGUGAUAAGCUUCCUCAAGCUCUUCAAUUGCUCCAUCAAAUUGUUAAGAUAGGUUUCCAACCCGACAUUAUUACCUAUGGUGCUAUUUUCAAAGGCCUUUGUCGGAUUGGUGACAAUACUGCUGCCCUCCACUUGCUCAGGAAGAUGUAUUCUGGUUGUUGCAGACCUGACCUUGUUAUAUAUAACACCAUCAUUGAUAGUCUUUGUAAGGAUAGGCUGUUGAAAGAGGCCCUCGACCUGUUCACCGCCAUGAAAAGUGAGGGCAUUAUACCUGACAUUGUCACUUAUACCUCCUUGAUUAGAGGUCUCUACAACUCCGGCUCCAAGGUCGAGGCUAAAGAUAUGCUAGUUGAGAUGUUGGAGUGUAACAUAGCGCCAGAUGUUAUCACCUUCAGCAUGUUUGUUGACAUGUUUUGCAAAGACGGGAAUGUUGAUGAAGCACAAGCUAUUCUAGACUACAUGAUUGAGAGAGGUGAGGUGCCAGAUGUCAUAACUUACAGUGCUUUACUUGAUGGUUAUUGUUUGCGUGGUCAAAUGCAGGAUGCGGAAAAGCUACUUGAUCUCAUGGCCGAAAAUGGUUGUGAGCCUAAUAUUAUAAGUUUCAGCACUAUGAUUAACGGAUAUUGCAAGGCUGGAAACAUUGACAAGGCACUCUACUUAUUCCAAGAAAUACUUCAAAAAGGAAUAAUGACACCUAAUAUUGUUACCUAUAACACUCUUAUUGAUGGACUAUGCAAAGUUAAUAGACUCCCACUUGCCCGUAAAUUGUUCAAAGAUAUGCAAGGUCAUGGAAUCACUCGUGACGUUUUUACAUAUUCUUCAUUGCUUGACAGCUUAUGCAAAAAUGCACUACUUGAUGAGGCAAUAGCAUUACUUGAAGAUAUGGAAUAUAAUGGUGUUGAGCCUAAUAUUAUCAUAUACAAUAUCCUAAUGGACAGCUUGUGUGAGGCUGGGAAACUUGAAGAUGCUGCAAAAUUAUUCUCAGAUCUUGUAUUGAAGGGCCUACAACCUGAUGUUAAAACAUACAACAUAUUGAUCAAAGGUUUUUGCAAGAAAAGGCUCAUGAAUGAAGCUGUUGAAUUGUUGACAAUAAUGGAGGAAAAUGGUUGUUAUCCUGAUGAUCGUACCUAUAAUACAAUUAUCAGAGGAUUUAUUGUCAACAAUGACUUAUCAAAUGCAUUCUACUACUCUGACCUUAUGGUUAGCAAGGGUCAUGAAGCUGAAGCUGAUACGUUCUCGUUAUUUAUUGGCCUCUUGUCUUCUGAUAAUUUAAGUGACUCGGCAAAGGACCAGAUAAAGAAAUUCAUCAAAUGACUUGAAUAAAACCAGAUCAGGAUAAUUAUGACUAAGUUUUGGCGAUAUGCAAGAUCUCAGUAUAGUUGAGAUGUUCCUCCAUGUUGUUUGUAAUGUCUAAAACGAUACAAGUCACACGUUAGAUUACUUGUACUUUGGCUUGAGAUUUUGCUUUUAGUUUCUUUGUCUACUUCAUCUCAAGUCCCUGAUAACCAUCUUAUUUUAUGACUCGUAUUUCUGGCCCUUGGGCUGUUUGUUUCUUCAUUGUAUUAAGUUGAAUGUGUGCUGAUAAUAUAUGAUGUUUUGUUUCUAUGAUAGAAAAAGCUGAUGAAGCA